Molecule: messenger RNA, 5349 nt
Organism: Closterium sp. Naga37s-1
Lineage: Eukaryota; Viridiplantae; Streptophyta; Zygnematophyceae; Desmidiales; Closteriaceae
Source: the annotation of a GenBank genome assembly
AUGGUUACCACGGGAACCAACGCGGGGUCGAUUCCAAGUACCGGGCUGGCGUGCGUGUUCGACGCGCAUUCGCUCCGAUGGCGGCAGUUGAAGGUCUCCCUGGGAGGCCCAGCCAGUCACGCCGACUCCGACUCGGACGCCGCCACCCGCCGCAUCCGCCGGUGGAUCGAGCCGUGCUGCCCGUCUCGCGCGCGACUGCGGUCCGCGGACGAGCUGCUGUGCCCUGCGACGGACGAGCUGCUGUGCCCCGUCGGAGAAAUCGAGGGGCGGCGGCGCGCGGCGGGUCCGUUUCUGAGCUCGGAGCUGGUGGGCGCGGAGCAGCUGGCGGACGCGCUGCUGGGCAGCAUGCCGCAUGACACAUGCUCCCUUUUUGAGAAUUCUCAAAAACCGUUUCUGAGCGACGAGCUGCUGGGCGCGGAGCAGCUGGCGGACGCGCUGCUAGGCACCAUGGCGCAUGACGCAUGCUUCCCGUAUCCUGAAUACCCCGACUACCCCCCGAUGUACGACUCGUUCCCCCUCCCAGUCGCAGAGGACGACAUGGAGGUCAAACCCCUCUGGGACCGAGGUCAAGCCCCUCUGGAGGUCCUCGCCCUGGAGUUUGAUACGCGUUUAGAGCCGCGGCCUCUGCCGCAGGGCCAGAAGCGAGUGACGGCUCUUCGCGUGCUUACCUGUCGAGACUGCGAUUCUGGCCUUCUGGAUCGGCUGGUGCUGCCUGUGGGGCAUCCGUGCGAUUGGGACCUUGUGAGUCUGCAGUCGCUCUCCGUUGUGGCGCUGCCAGAGCGGGAGUCCUUUGACGGCGGCUGUUCGUAUCGGGAUCGCGAGAUUUCGAAGCAGCCCAGGAGUUGCAGAUGGGAGGAGAGUGAUCAGGGAAGAGGAAUUCCCCUCUUCUCCCGUCUCGCCCACCUCUCCCUCCCUCUCUCCGACCUCCCACCUAACCUCCUUCCCCACCUCUCCUCCCUCCGCUCCCUCCGUCUCUCCCUCUCUGCACCCCAGCACCCGCCCCUCCUCUCCGGUCGACCCUUCCACUCUCUUCCCCUCCUCUCCCUCCUCCACCUCUCCCUCGCCUCUCCCGCCUCAGGGCUUUCCGAGCCUCUCUCGCCGGACCUGUUUGCAGGGCUCGGGCCGAGCCUGCGGUCCUUGACUUUCCUGGUGUAUGCAAAGCAGAAGGGGGCGGGUGAGGAAGGGGAUGGUGAGGGAGAGGAUGGAGGGGAAGGGGGGAUGAGGAGGAGUGGGGAGGAGGAGGCGGAGGAGGGCGGGUGGGUGGGGGAUGAGUGGGCGAGGGAGGACGAGGUGGUGGGGUGGCUGCCUGCGUCGCUCUGGUCGCUCACACGCCUGCAGCACCUCACCACCAACGUGGGAGGCGCCUGGGACUGCACUGGCCUCAACGCCCUCUUCCCAACCCACGCCUCGCACUCCAUCCCCCCCUCCUCUUCCUGCUCCUGCUGCUGCUGCUGCUGCUGCUCCUCCUCCUCCGGCUCCGACCCUUCCUCACACCAGCAAGAGCGCCACCACCAUCAGUGCUUCUCCUCCCUCUCUAACCUCACCUCUCUCUCCCUCCUCUCGCACCGCACCUUCCCUCCUUGCCUCUCCUCCCUCUCCUCCCUCACUCUCCUCUCCAUCCCCCUCGCCUCCCCUCUCCUCUCCCCCGGUUCUCUCGCUCUCUUCUCCCACUGGCCCCACUUGUCCCAUCUGCACGUGAAUGGUGAGGGGCCUGCCGAACCAGCCUUCUGCCGCACCAAACCUGGUUCCGCCAAACCUUCAACUGGUCCUACUCCUACCGAGCCUGCAACUGGUCUCACCGAACCUGCAACUGGUCUCACCGAACCUGCAACUGGUCUCACCGAACCUCCCUCGUGUCCCGAAGCAACUCCUUCCUCCAGCCCCGUCCGCCACCUCACUCUCAAGGGGACAGCUGGCGUCAUCCCAUUGGCUGUGUGGGGGCGCCUGUGCCCUCAGCUGCUCUCGCUCAAGAUCCAGGGCUCGCCCCACGUGGCUGUAAGGGGGUGGGGGGAGCAGCCCCACGUGGCUGUAAGGGGGUGGGGGGAGCAACUGGCGGAGGGUUCUGGGAAGGGGUCCGUGGGGCAUGGCGCAUGUGGUGAGGGGGACGGCGCAUGUGGUGAGGGGGAGGGCGCAUGUGGUGAGGGGCAUGGCGCAUGUGGUGAGGAGAAUGGCGCAUGUGGUGAGGGGGACGGCGCAUGUGGUGAGGGGGAGGGCGCAUGUGGUGAGGGGCAUGGCGCAUGUGGUGAGGGGGAGGGCGCAUGUGGUGAGGGGGAGGGCGCAUGUGGUGAGGGGGAGGGCGCAUGGGGAGCAGCAGAGGAGGCAGCUGCGUGCUUCUUCCCUUCCCUGGAGGAGCUUGUGCUGCGCAACGUGACCACCCAUGCAUCGCAGCACACAUGCACAGCACACACAUGCACAGAGCAGACAGGGACAGAGCAUAGAGCCCACACCCACUUGCACCAGGGGCACACUCUGGCAUUCAUGGGUCGGCUGCCCCGCCUCACCCACCUGGCAAUCGACCACACCCACUCGCUUUCACACCCCCCCACCCCAACGCACGCCCCCACCAUCCUCCCGCCCCUCCUCCCCAACCUUACCUUCCUCCGCAUCCACUCCCCCCCACCCGCCCCCCUCCCCGUGCUGCCGCACCUGCGCACGCUGAUAGUGGGAUCCUACCCUCACUCCUCCCGCUUCCUCUCCUCGCUCUCCCUCUUCCCCUCCCUCACGGCCCUCCGCAUCUUCAACCUCUCCACGCACAACUACCACUCCGCGCUCUCCUGCCCUCCCUCACUCAAAUCCCUCCAAAUCUGCUUCUCCCACCUUCCUCUCCUCCCCGACUCCCUCCGCCUCUUCUCCUCCAUCACUCACCUCCACCUCUUCCAGUGUUCCACGCCCCUCGCCCUGCCCGCCUGCCUCUCCGCCUUCUCCUCCCUCGCCCACGUGUCCUUUGGCAGCGACUACGACCCUGUGCUGCCCUGCCGCCUCCGAGAGUACCUCGGGGGGAAAACCUGGGAGCAGGAGGAGGCAGGGGAGGGGGGAGCGGAAGGAAAAGGGGAAUGGGAAGGGAAGGGGGAAGCAGAGGGAGAAUGGACGGAGGAGGAUAAGGAGGGGGGGGAGGAAGGGGAGGAGGGGCGGGAGGGGGAGGGGAUUGGGGAGGGGGAGGGGAAGGCAGAGGGUGAGGGGGAGGGGAAGAGGGAGGGGGAGGGGGAGGGGGUGCAAGCGGGGCAGGAGGUGGAGGUGAGAGGCCCACCAAAGAACGCGAGUGCCACGUAUCCUCAUUCGCACAACCAAUCGCAGUUCCCAGCAGAGGUGUUACCAGCAGAGGUGUUACCAGCAGAGGUGUUACCAGCAGAGGUGUUACCAGCAGAGGUGUUACCAGCAGAGGCGGUACCAGCGGAGGUGCUAGAAUGCGUGUUCCAGCGGAUUCAGCUGCAUGGGGACGAGGCGAGCGUGAGAGGCGUGUGCCAUGAGUGGCGCCAGUGCCCCUCCUCCCUCUCCUCCUGCUUCACACGCCACUAUCGAGCCAAAUGGGACUCAGAAUUCCCCCCCAUCUGGCUAGCCUCGCUCCCCUCCCCCUCCUCCCUCGCCCACACCCUCACGCUCUACCCCAACCUCUCUGCACUCCUCCUCCCUAUAGUCUCCACCGCACCUCACCCCCUCCAACCCUCCCAUGUGCGCUCCCUCCUCUCUGCUGCCGCCGCCCUCCCCGCCCUUACCUCCCUCUCCGUGCUGCUAGAGCCGGGCUUUAGGGGGGAAUACGACUGGGGGUAUGGGCGGGAAGAGCUGUGGGAGAUGCCUGAGGACGAGAGGAAGAGGGAGAAGCGGAGGUGGUGGGGGGAGACGAACAGCGAGGUGGAGAGGGGGCUGUUUGCGGUGCUGAAGGGGUGCCGCGGUCUCAAAGAACUGCACAUCAGCAGCAGCAGCAGUGGCGUGUCUUUGCAUGACAGCAGCUGGAGUGGGCUCUCAGAGGGCCUGCUGUUGGGCCUGCCGUCGUGCCUCUCCUCCCUCUCCCUGCACCUCCCCACUGCCACCAUGCCCACCUCCUUCUCCGCGCUCACUGCCCUCACGCUCCUUGCCACCAACCUCUGGAUUCCGGGGCUGGAGGGCGGGGAGGACGAGGGAGACGGAGGGGUGGGAGAGGAGGAGUGGGAUGGAGAGAGAUGGGAGGAUGGCGCAGUUGAAGAGAAUGGAAUGGGCGAGGGAGAUGAGGAUGGUUGGUGCGAUGCUGAUUUGUGCCCCAACGGAGACGAGGAUUGUUGGUGUGAUGAUCAUGAUGAGGGUGAACUGCACAACUCAGCCGGUGCUUCAAGCAUUCACCACAACCGACUGCUGCCUCUCUGCAGCCUCUCUUCCCUCACGCUCUCCAGCUGCUGCUCUUUCCCCCCGCUCAUUCGCCACCUCACUCGCCUCACCUCCCUCUCCCUCGGAUCCUUCGGUGCCGAUGGGAUAGGCUCUAGCACCCGAUCCUGCUCACUGCACCACGGCCUCUCUCGCCUCACUCGCCUGCGGGAGCUCUCCCUCUGCUGCGACAGCUUCUCUCAAGAGCGCCUUCCCCGCUUGCCCCGCCUCCGCCGCCUCCACGUGCAAAACUACAGUGACAGCGUCGACAUGGCCCGCCUGAUGGCUGCUGUGGCGCACUCUUUGGAGCAGCUGCACAUUGAUUGUCAAAUUGAUCUGUGCGAGACAGGAAGCAACAGAGGGUUGAGCUUCCGGAAGCUCAAGCUGCUACACCUGGAGUUCUUCGCGCGCUUAUCUCGGGUAGACAUGGCACUCUUCCCUGCCCUAGAACACAUGGUACUGACAGAGAAGGUCAAUGUGAACUGGGGGGUGGAGAGCGGUUUCUCGAAUAACCUCCGCUUCCUGCAAUUGGGCUAUGCUGUUAGACUGCCUAGAGACCCUGGUGACCGAGAGCAUGAGCUGAUGCAGCUCACGGCGCUCACCACUCUCAUUGUGGACAAUGCAGACUACCGGGAUUUCCUUGCCGCCCUCUCCUGCUUCUCCUCCCUGCGCACCCUCCGCCUCUCCAACAUCACCCGAGGCUGCUCUGAGCCCUACUUCUCCUGCCCGCCUCUCCUCUCCACACUUCAGAUCUGCUUCUCCGACCUGCCCCGCCUCCCCCCUUCACUCGCUCACUUCUCCCGCCUCACUCGUCUCGACCUGCUGCACUGGCGCCGCCUGCACUCUCUCCCGCCCUUCCUCUCGUCCUUCUCGUCGCUGCACCACCUGAGAGUCACGAGCGAUGGGCCCAAGCCCACCCACCCUGCUUGCCUGAAAGGCUUUCUUCGAGGCAGGGACUGGUACAAGUAUUCGCGAUGUGAUGGCAGGAACUGGCACCAGCAUUUACAUUAUUAA